This is a messenger RNA of Penicillium cosmopolitanum, 987 nucleotides long. Its product is annotated as short chain dehydrogenase/ reductase. Gene Ontology annotation, cellular component: endoplasmic reticulum membrane. The transcript is spliced from 5 exons. Gene Ontology annotation, biological process: sphingolipid biosynthetic process. NCBI's taxonomy places the organism in Eukaryota, Fungi, Ascomycota, Eurotiomycetes, Eurotiales, Aspergillaceae. The record is from RefSeq and is a predicted model, not a curated record. Gene Ontology annotation, molecular function: 3-dehydrosphinganine reductase activity. Bases 1 to 987 code for a protein of 328 amino acids.
AUGAAGCCUGACCAGGACUUAUUUGGCAAAACAGCCUUUGUGACUGGUGGCUCUGGUGGGUUAGGGAAAGCGAUUUCCAAUGCCCUUGCUUCCCGAGGUGCACAUGUAACUAUAUUUUCGCGACGACUCGGCCCUCUAGAAGCCGCAAAGAAUGAGAUAGUCACAAAUUGUGCUGAUGCCAGGCGGCAAGAGAUCAAUGCGGUGCCUGUUGAUCUGGCAGAUGCAGGGGCAGUCUCCGAAGCCUUCAAAUCUCAAACUCGAAUCGCCGAUUUCUUAUACUGUUCAGCGGGUGGAAACCAUGCCGAGAACGGUUUCUUCGUCGACCUCAAAGCCUCACAGCUCGAUUCCUGCAUGAAGAAUAACUACUAUUCUACAGCUUACGCCGCAAAAGCCAUGUUGGACAUUUGGCUUGAAGAUGACAAGAAGUCCUCCAGCACCGAUACCCAGAAAGAACCUAAAAGACAUACUACGCGGAAGAUGGUAUUCAUCAACAGUGCAGCAGCGUUCUUGGGCAUACCAGGUAGCGUCGCGUAUACCCCCGCCAAAAGUGCCGUCCGAGCCCUCGCAGAUACCCUUCGCUUCGAAUUCCUCCGUCACAACUCCGCAAUGACGACCUACACGGUCCACAUUGCCUUCCCAGCAGACUUUGUGUCUCCUGGUUUCAGACUCGAGCAAGACACCAAGCCGCAUCUUACAAAGCGCAUCCAAGGAACAAACCUUGCAUCAUUUGAAGAGCUAGAGAAUAAAUUCCCAUCGUCAGAGAAGGUUGCGCUUGGAGUUAUUGCGAAGGUUGAUCUGGGGAGCUUUAUUAUAUGUGAGGAUUCGCUGGCUGCUGGUUGUUUGUUCACGAACAUGACCGGGUUGAGCCCCAAGAGGGGGCUUGGGAUCGUGGAUUCAGUGAUGGGUGUUGUUGUUGGGUGGAUAGUUAUGCCUGUUUUGAGACGGAGAUGGGAACGGAUGUGUAGGGAGGAUGGGGAGAGAAUGUGA